Molecule: messenger RNA, 1605 nt
Organism: Cladophialophora yegresii CBS 114405
Lineage: Eukaryota; Fungi; Ascomycota; Eurotiomycetes; Chaetothyriales; Herpotrichiellaceae
Exons: 3
Coding region: 1-1605 (534 amino acids)
Molecular function (GO): copper ion binding; oxidoreductase activity
Source: RefSeq, a predicted model, not a curated record
AUGAUCGUCAAACAUGAUGCCAGUUUCAUCCCAGAUAUUGUCCUCCGGGUUACCAUUGAUACUAUCAACUUGAGUUGUCAGCCUCGCCUUUCGACACUCAUCAACGGCCAGUAUCCUGCACCGCCAAUAUACCUCAAGCCUGAACAGACAACAUGGAUUCGAGUCUACAAUGACGCAGAUGUGAACACAACGGUGCACUGGCAUGGGCUAACGUUGUCCACUGCACCAUAUGCCGAUGGAGCGCCACAAGCGUCGCAAUGGCCUAUCCCGCCUGGGCACUUCUUCGAUUAUGAGCUUCACCCAAUUGCCAGCGAGGCCGGAACAUCCUUUAAUCAUUCCCACGUCGGCUUUCAGGCUAUGACUGCCUCGGGGCCUUUGAUUGUCAUGGACUAUCACGCCCCACCCUUCGAUUACGACGAGGAAAUCAUCCUGCAGAUCGGAGACUUUUACCUCGCGGAUGACCACACUAUGGAAUCAUGGCUGACGGGCUCUCCCAGCGUCUGGCCGGGAGACCCGACUUCACUGAUGAUCAAUGGCCACAGCGGACUAGCCCCAUACGCAGAAGCUACCAAUGGGGUGGACCCCUCGUGUGAACCGUGGACGAUGAAUGUCGUGACAGGCAAGAGAUAUCGAGUCCGCGUUAUUGGGAGCACGGCUCUAUCACUGGUACUGUUCGGUAUCAUCGAUCACGACAAUCUGACCAUCAUUGAGACUGACAACUCCUAUGUGCAUCCUGUCGAGACGUCAUAUAUGCAAGUGGGCACCGGGCAAAGAUUCAGUUUCUUGCUGGAUACAAAGGAGCAGAGCGAGUUGCAGCAGUUGGAAGGACAUUCGAAGUACUGGAUACAGUUUGCAACUCGCGAAGGCGCAGGCACGGUUUAUGCAUACGCGAUUCUCAAGUACACGGACAUUGAUCUGACCCAGGGAGUGGACGUGGAUGGUGCUUGUAAUUACCCGACUGGGGCCGAUAUGUGGUGCCCUGGUAGUCCUCCUUCGACCCCAGUCAUGGAUUUACCCACAACUGUCACAGACUGGCUCGAGUAUACUUUCAGGAAUCCAGCCCUGCCUGGAGAUCCACAUUCCUCGACGUAUCCUGCCUGGAUUGGCGAAGUCCUCGAGAUUGUAUGGGAGAAUGAAGCGUCGUUCCCUGGCGGGAUCUAUGGACCCCAUCCCCUGCACGCUCAUGGUGGGCCAUAUUGGGAUAUGGGCUCUGGGUCGGGUUCAUGGUCAGCUGAAACGCACGCAGAAUUCUUGCGCAACCACUCCUUCAAUGGGAUGCCUUAUCCUGGUUCUCGCCGCGAUACAACCCUGCUCUACAAGUACGCGCUACAAGGUCAACAGGGGGUGACCAACGGAUGGCGGGUCUGGCGUGUCCGCGUUACGGAAAAGAAUGUUGGGGUCUGGAUGAUGCAUUGCCAUAUCUUGCAGCAUGUCAUCAUGGGCCAAUCGACCGUAUGGGUAUUUGGAACGCCAGAUGAGAUAAAAGCGCAUAUGGUGCCUGUCAACGGAAGUUUGGACGGGUAUUUCACGUAUGGCGGCGAUGUUGUUGGCAGGACCGGUGAGGAAGAGAGGGGGAUCAUGGUUGCGCACUUUUUCGAUGAGUAG